Penicillium alfredii is the source of this 186-nucleotide messenger RNA. RefSeq lists its product as uncharacterized. NCBI's taxonomy places the organism in Eukaryota, Fungi, Ascomycota, Eurotiomycetes, Eurotiales, Aspergillaceae. The transcript is spliced from 2 exons. The record is from RefSeq and is a predicted model, not a curated record. The coding region runs from base 1 to 186 and encodes 61 amino acids.
AUGGCACUGCUCAACACGGCCCCCAACAUGGACUCGGAGAGAAGGAAGCGGAGGAAAAUCCAGAAUCGACUUAAUCAAAGAGCACGCCGACAUCGGCUGAAGGAGGAGAAGCCCGCUCAUGCCCUGAGUGAGCGGCAUCCGUACCAGGUGCAUCGCUGGCGAGUCGAGUGGGAAAAACCAGGAUAG